UAGGUGCAUCUGGCUGGUGGGUUAGCAUGUAUUGUACAUCUCCAAUUGAAAAGGUGGUGGUGAGCUUCCCCCUUGAAUCACUGCAGUCCAUUUGGUGCAGGUGGAUGACCCACACAGCUGGUGGGGAAGGAAUUCCACAAUUUUGACCCAGUGACACUGAAGGACAGUUAGGAAAGGGGAGGACUGCUCAUUCACUGUGGCUUACAGCUACAUCCAAUGAAUGAAUUAAAGAAAGAAAAACAAGCAGGAUGGGAACAUAUUGGGAGAAAGUGAGAACUGCUGCGCUUUUCCAGCAACACCUUUUCAGCUGGGAAUAUUACUCUGGUAGGGUUUGGGGAAGGGAUGGUGUCUGAGUUGGAGGGUAGAGGAUUGUGAAAGAAACGCCUUUCGGGCGGCGUGGCUGUCGGAGGGAGCCGUAGAGCCGGCUGAGGCGCAUCUUGAUGAGGGAGGAGGACAGCGACAGGGCGCUCACACCGGGACCGGGACGGAGACGGAGACACAGGGGGCACGAUCGCACCCAGGCAGCGGGCCGGAGACACAGGGGUCCAGGAUGGCGGCGGAGCGGCCGGGCGGCUCCGAGUCCACGGUGUGGGACCCGCAGCACUCCAACAAGCUGCUGAAGAGCCUGAGCUCCUUCCGGAACGAGCCGCUGUUCUGUGACGCGGUGCUGGUGGUCGAGGGCCACGAGAUCCCGGUGCAGAAGAACCUGCUGGCGGCGGCCAGCCCGUACGUCAGGACUAAAUUGAAUUAUACAGCUCCAGCAGAUGAUGGUUCAGUGUAUAAAAUUAUCCUAGAUGGCAUUUCUGUUGCUGUUAUGCAUGAAUUAUUGGAUUAUAUGUUUAGUGGCCAGAUUAAGCUGAGUGAAGACACUAUUCAGGAUAUUGUGCAGGCUGCAGAUCUUCUCCUCCUUACUGAUUUAAAAGCUCUGUGUUGUGAAUUUUUAGAAAGUUGCAUUGCUCCUGAGAACUGUAUUGGUAUACGUGAUUUUGCUUUGCACUACUCUUUGCAACAUGUAUACUACAUUGCUACUGAGUAUCUGGAAACACACUUCCGUGAUGUCUCCCACACAGAGGAGUUCUUGGAACUAAGCCAUGAAAAAGUGAAAGAAGUUAUCUCUUUGGAAAAGUUGAAUGUUGGAAAUGAAAGGUAUAUCUUUGAAGCAGUGGUAAAAUGGAUUUGUCAAGAUCCUGUGGUUCGAAAGGUUCACAUGAAGGAUGUGAUGUCUAUGGUUUGGGUCAAUGGUCUGGAUCCUAGUUAUCUGAGAGAGCAAAUGUUGAAUGAACCUGUGGUGCGAGAAAUUGUCAAGGAGUGUACCAAUAUUCCUCUCAGCCAAAGAGAAGGAGAGGCUCAGCUAGCUACCUUCAAACCUCGAGGGUAUUCUGAAUGUAUAGUGACGGUGGGAGGUGAAGAAAGGAGUACACGAAAGCCUACGGCUGUCAUGCGGUGCAUGUGUCCAUUAUAUGACCGUAACAGACAACUUUGGAUAGAAUUGGCCCCAAUGAGUAUUCCACGCAUUAACCAUGGAAUAUUGUCAGCAGAGGGCUUCCUCUUUGUGCUGGGUGGACAGGGUUUAGACAACAAUACUUUAAGUUCAGGAGAGAAAUAUGACUCCGAUACUAACUGUUGGACUCCCAUUCCUCCAUUGAGUGAGGCAAGGCACAAUUUUGGAAUAGUGGCAAUAGAUGGAGUUCUUUAUGUACUGGGAGGUGAAGAUGGUGAAAAUGAGUUGCUAUCAAUGGAGGCCUAUGACAUUCACACUAAGAUAUGGACAAAACAACCCAACAUGACUAUGGUUCGAAAGAUUGGCUGCUAUGCAGCUAUGAAGAAAAAGAUCUAUGCAAUGGGUGGUGGCUCAUAUGGAAAAUUAUUUGAGUCUGUUGAGUGCUACGAUCCCAAGACACAGCAGUGGACUGCGAUCUGCCCAUUAAAAGAAAAAAGGUUUGGUGCAGUAGCAUGUGGUGUUGGCUUGGAACUAUAUGUUUUUGGUGGUGUUCGCAGCCGUGAAGGUCAUGAUGCGGAAAGCAAUGAAAUGGUCACCUGCAGAUCAGAAUUUUACCAUGAUCAAUUCAAAAGAUGGAUAUAUUUGAAUGAUCAAUCAUUGUGCAUCCCAACAAGUUCCUCUUUUGUGUAUGGUGCUGUGCCCAUUGGUGCCAGCAUUUAUGUUAUUGGCGAUUUGGACACAGGCACACAGUAUGACUUUGUCAGAGAAUUUCGCAGGAGCACAGGAACCUGGCAUCAUACCAAGCCAUUACUCCCUUCAGACCUCCGGCGAACAGGCUGCGCAGCUUUGCGUAUUGCAAAUUGCAAGCUUUUCAGGCUACAGUUACAACAAGGUCUUUUUCGCAUACGCAUUCCCUCUGUAGGUCCAAGUGGACCAUAAUGCAAAUGGUCAGUGGUGAUCCCAAUUCUAAACCAAACAUUAUAUAUUGCAAAAUGAGGGAUAAUCUUGCAAAGUCUGAUAUUUUGUCUUCGUUACAGAUUGGUAACGGUUAAAACGUACCCUGCAAGGGCAAUGCAUUGUUGCACACAUUUUAACGUGAACCAGAAAGGUUGUGCUUUUUUCCUUAUGUUCUGAAAGCUCAGUUAUGGUAUUUCUAACUGUAGCAUUUAAAUUACAAGGCAUUAAACCAAAUCUUCAGCUUUCUGAUAUAAAGUAAUCUGAAAUCAAUACUUAGUAAGUGCAAAUCUGAAAAAGAGAUACUUGUUUCAAAAAGUGCAGAGCUGAUGCAGAAUUCUGGAGAUAGUUGCUAUCCCAGUUAGAAUGAAUUCUGUUCUCUUUUGAAUGUUCUAAUCUAAGCUGUAAAGUCAGUUUUAUUUUUUCACUAUGUUAAACAAUAGUUCUAAUACAAAAUGUUACAUUAAAUAUUAACUUAUCUUUUGUAGCUCACGCUUGUUAAAGCAAAAUUUAACUUUAAAAACCAGCAGCCAAAAAUGGCUAUAUUUUGAGUUUAACUUGUGUCAACUGUUGGACUCCAAAGUCCACUUUUUGGUGAAGGAACUACUGGGUGAAAGAAAUAUUGAUAGAAACCUAAAUUUGACAACUCUUGAUUUUUGAAGAGAAUUGCUGUAAUGUUGAAGUGUUUUUGAAUGGUUAUGUCACAGUAUCAGUUAAGGUUGUUACUGUUAGAAUUAGAUUUGUUAUUAACACUUAAGUUUCAAAACAAUAUUUAAAACGGAUAGUUGGCUGGUUCAAAAUAAUUAAUAGACUAGUCAAAGAAAGUUACAUUUCUACUGUAAAGUUUCACAUUACACCCUGAAGUUGAAGCUGUUUACAUUUGCUAUAUAAAAAAAAGACUCCUGUCAGUCUCCUGUUAAAUAACAUUACCUGUAAUGUUCAGUACCACAGAAGUUAUUUCCACACAACACAAUUUGGCAUGGAACUAAAGUUCUGAAUUGACUGCACUGAAAGGUGAAAACCUCAGUGCUAUCACACUUUGCUGCCAGUACACUAAUGUAAUUUGUACAUAAAAUAUUUACUAUUUUAAUUAUUUUUUCAAGGCAUUGUUUAAAGGCAAUGCACAAUGGCCUUUAAAAUGAUUUAUCCAUUUCUCUCUCCAUUGUCACCACCCUUCUUGCUUUCAAGAACCUGAGCAAAAUUCUUCGCUGUGCACACAUUACCAGUUCCCCAUUGCACCACCUUCAUUUCUUUCACUAUGCUCCUUUAUUGUCAAAUAAAAUGAGACAUCUUUCUGAAUGUAGGAAGCACUAUAUAAAAACAGGUUAUUGUAAUAUUACAUUAAUGGUGCUGAGAGUUAUCUGGUUACCCCACUAGUGAUGAAAUUCUAUUUUUGAAGUUAUCGUGAAUUCUCUAUUUUGUGUGUAAGUUGCAAGUCUCUGGUGCUUCCUUGGUGUUCAAGUGGGACAGAUUUUACAUAGGAGUGGUUUUGAAUAAUAAUUAUUGUAAUGUAAUUGUCUAUUCAUCACAUGUAGUAUUCUGAAAGAGUGAAUGAUAAAGUAGUUGGUGAUUUCAAUAUAUUAAAUCCUAAGGCUCCUUACAGUCUGACAAAUAUUCAAUGUUAUAUUUUUCCUCCUCAGUUGCAUUUCUUCUGAAUGUGGUGGCUUGUUCAAGGAUCUAGUCUUGUGUUCUCUUGCAGCUUCUGGUAGAAGAUAUAAUUUGCAGUGUUUAAUUCUGAUUUAUAUGAGCUAAGGCAGUAAAUGCUAGCAACUUAAUUAAUCAUAUAAGGCUUUAACUUCGACCUUGCUCAUGCCCCCUUCCAAUGUCAAUAUAUUCACAUUCUUGUGCCCGCAUGCACAGAUUAUUGUAAGUGUUAUUGGUUAAAGACUAAGACGCACAACAUUAUUGAUUCCCAGCUUUAUCUCUAGGAAUGGGGAAAUCAUAGAGAACAAUUAUACUAUCUUUCUUUGCUGCCCCAGUUUACACCAGUUAACGUAGUGUAGAGCAUCAUAGAAAAGAACAACAGAAUUGAGUUUGGCACUUCUCAGUUUUGUGUAGCUAAGCACCACAAUUGUAUCCAUGCAUUGCACAAUGCUAAAGCUGCUUAGGAUGUACAUUUCUUCAUGUGGAAUAAUCUUUUUUUGCUUUUGUGGCUUCUUUUGAGUCACUGAUGUUCAGAUAACAUAUCUUGAUGAAUCAUUGACCUCCAUACAGUGGAGAACAGUGUUUUGGCUACUUAUUAGGCAAUCUUGUCAAAUGCAGAAACAAAACGAAGUUUGUUGUUUAAAUUCAAUGUUGAAUUUGUGCUGUAAAUACGGUUAAAUGCGGAGCUUGUCUAAUUGACUCUCCUCUCAGUGUUGAGACAUGCAGGCCUGAUUACAUUUGGCUUCAGCAUGUCUGGGGCAAAAAGGAAAAGAAACCGCUUAACUUUCUAGCCCUGUGAUUAAACUUCACUGAUCUAUUGGAAGUGUGCCUUUGGAUUACAUGCUUGCAAGAGUUAGGCCUCCAUGGUGAAAUAAUUUGCUGUUUUUCACUGCACAGUCUCAUGUAAUUGAGAUACCAAAGCGUGACUAACACCUGCUGAUUUGUUCUCCAUUAUGAAUCAGUAACUUCAGGACGGGUGAGAAAUAAGAGAAACAAAGUAGAAGGAAAAUUGAAGAUCACUUUUUUUUAAACUGCGUUCUAAAGGUGUUUUUUGACAAAAUGGUUAAACAUUAUUACUUGAGCAUCUGUUUUAUAAUUAAACCUGAGCAAUAUUAUCAGGUUAAGUUUGUGGUAAGAUACCACAAAAAUCAUUGCCUUAUAAGUGUUCUAUGCUAUCAUUAUUAAAGAGCACACAUUCUUGUUCUAACAAUUGAAGCCUAAAUUACCUCUAGGAUAGUUAGCUUGUGGUGCACAUUAUAGCAGCAUGAUUGGCCAUAAUAACAGGAACAAUGUACAUGCUGCUGUAUAUUAGGCCAUAAUAUAACUUCCCCAAUAUAAUUUCACAUCAGAAUUAUGUACUUUUUUAACUUUUCUAAUUUAAUUAUGUUAAAAGCAGAAUAAGGAUAGGUACAACAGGACAACAAUGUUCAUUCUUCAACAGUGGUAAUUAGUUUAAUACAGUAUAAGAUGCAGUGAUAUUGCCCAAUCAGUAAGGGAGAGAAAUUGAAUUUGGAUGGAGAGGCAUUAAGCAGCCUUGUUAAGAUAACAGCUUCCAAUAUCAGAAAUUUUACAUCAGUGCUAUCCAGCUCCAGCUAUACCACUGCAUGUGUACCACUGCCUAUUCCAGUGAAUUUGAUUUUAUUUGUUACACUAAAAAAGAACACGCUAUCCAGUAAUUUGCAUUGACAGACUUCAAAGUAACAAGUAUAUACUGUUUAUAAUAGAUGCGUUUCUCCAUUUCACAGACUUUUGCAUUUGUGUUUAUACAAUUAAAAUAUAAAAUUUAUUCAAUCUUUAAUUCCUUUCCUUCACCCUCCAAAAACACAUUGGUACUGUUCAUGUAACUUCAAGCUGACAAAAUCUUCGUAAGCAGGUAAAGCUGUUUAUUCAAUUUAAGAAUGCUCAGUAGUCGUUAAAGAAUUCCCAUAAAGUGUUUUUGAUAUUUAGUAUGAUUUUUUCUAAGUACUUAUCAGACAUUAAUAAUUAUAUUUAAAAUAGGGCAAUAAUCUUUGCAUCAAUUUCCAUGAAUCUUUGCAGCUUGGAAAAAUUUGUAUCCCAACCAAUUAUUUUGUGGCAUUCUUUGUAAAAUCCAUUAAAUUGACCUAUGAUCCUGUAGAAAUACAAAAUUAUGAAAUUAUCACUGGGGCAUUUGUCUAUAUCAGAAGGCUUUUUGCAUCUGAUCUAAAUAUUUAACAUGGUAUAUUUAAAACUAUUUAUACUUCUUUACUGAAGUUUCCCUCCCUUCAUCAAUGUAACAGGUGAACUACAGUUUCAGUCAAAAUUACAAAAUUUAGUUAACGUUUGCUAUCUUUUCAUAGAUUUAGGAUUUUCAUUGUUUUAUGUAAUGAGAUAUCUGAAUGAAUUGAAACAGGAGCAGAAAUAUCCAGCAAAAUUCAAUAGGUCUGGCAGCAUCUGUGG
Molecule: messenger RNA, 6457 nt
Organism: Chiloscyllium plagiosum (whitespotted bambooshark)
Lineage: Eukaryota; Metazoa; Chordata; Chondrichthyes; Orectolobiformes; Hemiscylliidae
Gene: gan
Product: gigaxonin
Biological process (GO): cytoskeleton organization
Molecular function (GO): protein binding
Source: RefSeq, a predicted model, not a curated record